AUGGCCAAUAAAAGUCAUGGACGAUGUUUAGUAUGUGAUGGUGUUGCAAUUGGUUUGAAUUUUGGUGUAUCAACUUGUAUGCCAUGUAAAGCUUUCUUUCGACGCAAUGCAGUUAAACUUGGUACACGAAACUUUGUAUGUCUGGGUGAUGGUGAUUGUUUAGUUUCAUAUAAGCAUGGUCGUUUAUGUAACUGUUGUCGUUUGGCAAAAUGUUUUCGUGUUGGAAUGAAGAAAUCAAUGAUACUUUCAGAUGAAGAAAGAGAAGCUCGAAAUAAACUUGUUGAAAUGAAUCGAUUAAAACGUGGCAAAAUACCUAAACAAGAAUGUGUCGAAUGGAUGAAACCUUCAACAUCGUUAUGUGUAUCAAAAAGAUCAGUACAAUGUCUGUCCUCAUCUGAUCAAGUUGUUCUUGCCAAUAUUUUUAAUGCCUAUGAAAAUACUUGUAUGCGAGCAAAGAAAACUCAAUUCCAAUGUUUUCCAGCUGUUCCACAUACAUCUAUACAUGAAUUUCUUAACGAAUUUUCAUCGUCAUUCCAAAUCUUUCUUGAAUAUUUUAAAAAUAUACCUGAAUUUGAUAGCAUUAUCAUGGAUGAUAAAGUACGUUUAGUAAAAAGUCAUUUCGGUAUUAUGAUUAAUAUGAAUGAACCUCUAAUGCAUCCAAUAACUUCGAAUAAUCUUAUCAUAACAUGGACGAAUGUAUUUGGUAUUAAUUUAACUAAACGUCUUCUAAAACGUACUGGAAUUAUGGAACAAUAUAUUUAUGAUCCUCUUCUAUUAAAAAUUCUUCUCAUUAUUCUUGUAUUAUCAAGUAAUAAUGUUAGACAUCUUAAUCAUGUAGAUAUAAUUGAAAUUUAUGACAAUUCAUUAUCCAUAUAUGCUGCUCAAAACGUCUAUAUUGAACUCUUAUGGAGAUAUAUUCUCUCGCGUUCAGAAACCGAAAAAAAUGCAGUAAAAUUUUACAAUAAAUUAAUAAUGUGCAUAUUAUAUACGCAAAAUCUUGAUAUGGAUAUAGAUAGUUAUGUAACUAGUUUAACACAUGAAAUUCAACAAAUGGAACCUUUAAUGCAAAAUAUGUGGCCAAGAAAUGAUCAAAUAAUAGAUAUUACCGAUGAUGAAAUUAUUGUUUAA
Messenger RNA from Adineta steineri, 1128 nucleotides. The record is from the annotation of a GenBank genome assembly. Lineage: Eukaryota; Metazoa; Rotifera; Eurotatoria; Adinetida; Adinetidae.